Tribolium madens (black flour beetle) is the source of this 752-nucleotide messenger RNA. RefSeq lists its product as uncharacterized. Bases 68 to 730 code for a protein of 220 amino acids. The transcript is spliced from 7 exons. NCBI's taxonomy places the organism in Eukaryota, Metazoa, Arthropoda, Insecta, Coleoptera, Tenebrionidae. The record is from RefSeq and is a predicted model, not a curated record.
CCGGCUUUAUCGCAUCACCACAAAAGUCAAAAUUUUGUCAAAUUUAUUUCAUUCGGCUCUCAUCAAAAUGUCCAGUGUUCCAAAAAAUUGCAAAACACAAAAAAAAUCGGCACCUCGUUUGAGUCAACGGAAAAAUCAGGAACGCGGAAGUGGGGAGAAAUUUUUACAGAGAAAAGUUUUCACGAAAAGUUCAAGACCUCCGAUUACCAAUCAGUACAGAAUUGUUAAUGUUCCAUGUAAAAUACCAUCGGCCUUUAACGUACCGAAAAAAGAAACGAAGAAAGAAGCGAAAAGUGAUUGGGAAAUUAAACUUCAAAAAUUUAGAGAAAAACAACAACAAAUUAAGGAAAAGUACUCUCCGAAAAUGAAGGAGAUUUACGUUAAUCCAAAUAAGUCGAAAAUGUAUAAGCAAAAAGAGUCGAUAAAUAAUUUCCACAAAGCGCAUAUACCAGAAUUUGGAACGGAAACUACCAAAACUAAUGAUGUAGUAGAUGACAAAUCAGAACCAAUUCAAUUCCAGGAAAAAGUGCACAUUAAGCAGGAACCGAUCAAAAUUCAGGAAAAUGUCAAUUCUUUAAUCACUCAGGUCACUUUUGAACAGGAGGCGCCAAAAUUGACACCAGAAGUUAAAGCAAAAGCAAAUGAAUUAAUAACAGAAGCUCACCGGAUGAUUUGGUACUGGCUCUUCCACGGUCUAUUCCCUCCUUCAAUUGCGGCAAAACAUAAAUAAAUAAACCUAACUAAGCACGAAA